AUGAGCACCGCGAAGCCCAUCUUCACGUUCUGGCGCGUCAUGGCCCUCCUCGUCCUCCUCGCCAUCGCCGGCCUCGCCGCCCUCGUCAUCACCUCCGCGAUGGCCCGGCCCACGAUCUCCGUCGAUUACACCGAAGAACUGGAAUCCAUCGCGCGCGAAUACCAGCCCGAGCACGCCUCAGAGCCCAACCGACGCGACGAUUUCAUCGCCACCAUCCUCGACAUGAAUCGCAUCAGCAGCGCACGCUUCCCCGGCGAAUCGAUCGAUGUGCAGGCCCUGCUCGAGCCCGAACCCGAACGCCGGACUUCAACCCCGCUCAGGGACGAGCCCACAUGGGAGCAGGAGCGUCAACGCGCCGAAGAAUUCCUCAAUGCGCUCGACGAAGAAGGCUUCUUCGACCGCGCCCAAUCGCUGAGCGGCAUCCGCCACGCCGUCAACGAGAUCCCCCAAGGCAUGAGCGUCAUCGAAGCCUCGUUCAGCGAACACUUCAACAUGCUCGAACACCUCGGACCCAUGCGACAACUCACGCGCGUCCUGAGCAUCCAGGCCGUGCGCGACGCCCGCGCGGGCCGAACCGACGACGCCCUCGCCAACAUCGAAUCCGCGUUCGCGACCGCGCGCCUCGCCUCGACCGAACCCUUCCUCAUCUCGGGGCUCGUCGGCGUCGCGUGCCACGCCGUCGCGUGCUCCAACGCCAUCCGCAUCGUCACCGAGCACCGCCUCACGAGCGAGCAGCUCGACGAGCUCGCGCGCAUCGCCGACCGACAGCGCACCCUCCCCUUCGAGUACGCCAUCCGCACCGAGAAGACCAUCAUCAUCGACGCCAUCCAGCGCACCUACUCGGACAACGGCAAAGGCGACGGCCACUUCCUCCCCGGAUACUUCGCGACCCUGACCAACGACCCGAACACCACACCGAUCCCCCGCACUAACGCGCUCAACGUCGUCGGCCGAUUCAUGCCCUCGCGCGCCAGGACGGUCGAAACCAUCGACAACAUGUUCGACGCCGCCAUCGAGUACACACGGAACCCCUCGCACAACACCGCCGCGCUCGACAGCGCCGCCGAAGAAGCGGAACUCCUCGCGGACGACCACCUCCUCCUGGGCAUCCUCCUCCCCGCCAUCAACCGCUCCGCGCAGAACGCGCCAUUCGUGACGACGUACAUCGCCGCACUCCGCACCGCCAUCGCCCUCGAACACUACUUCCUUGAUACCAACGCCUACCCCGAAACCCUCGACGCCCUCGUCCCUACGUACCUCGAUCACCUGCCCGAAGACCCGACCGCCAGAGACAACCGGCUCAUCUACACCCCAUCCCAAGACCGCGCCACCUACACCCUCCACGCCGUCGGCCGCAACAAACAAGACAACAACGGGGAAGAAGACGACAUCACCUUCACGCCCGAGUAA
Messenger RNA from Symbiodinium necroappetens, 1410 nucleotides. Lineage: Eukaryota; Dinophyceae; Suessiales; Symbiodiniaceae. The record is from the annotation of a GenBank genome assembly.